Aplysia californica (California sea hare) is the source of this 2784-nucleotide messenger RNA. Its product is annotated as schwannomin-interacting protein 1. Gene Ontology annotation, cellular component: plasma membrane; cell junction. Gene Ontology annotation, biological process: positive regulation of hippo signaling. The record is from RefSeq and is a predicted model, not a curated record. NCBI's taxonomy places the organism in Eukaryota, Metazoa, Mollusca, Gastropoda, Aplysiida, Aplysiidae.
AACCUCAAUGUCUCAAAACGUGCAGACACGAGCUGCAAUAAUGACGCUCACGUGACCACAGACGCGACAAACAUUGCUGCGGAAGUCAAGGAGAGUAGUGCCGUCAUCACAAAAAACAUCGCAUCAGAAGUGACGGAAAUUGUCAACAACGAGAAGAAGGAGGAGACUCAGAACUCCAAAAACGCUUGCGUCAUCACAGACAUUUCAUCACCAGAGGUCGGUGAAAUCUCCGACUUUGGGGUCUACAAGGAGGUAGAAGGUUCGAAGGUCAUCAAGUCCAUUCUGGAGUCACGGCUGACCGAGCACGAGAGUGACCAUGAGGAGGAGAACAGCGAGACUGAGAGCGCCAUCGCCGCCAUGACGCUGCUGACUCCCGAGGAGAACCAAGGUGGUGGAGACGACAGCUCAGCCACAGCCCCGGCCGACUCCGAAGACGAGCUGGACGGUGCCGAGUUCAGUUCUUCCGAAACCACCGCUCUGCUCCCGCCAGGCCGCGAAGACAGCAGCAACAGCAACAGCAACAGCGACAACAGCACUGGUGCAAACGACGACGGUGCUGAUAUUAACAAAACCUCAACGACCACCUCGCUGGAUCCUCAGACCGUCCUGUCUAGUUUAGAGCGAACGAGAGACAAAAAAUCCCCGAGCCGUUUCUCCGUAGACGUCGAGUGCGAGUCUGUUGUGUCGGAUUACUCCGAGCUGGGCGGACCUCUCAAAGACAUCGAAAGAGACGUGCACUAUUUGGACCGCGAUACGCUACGUUCCGAGGAGGGAGGCGACUCCUGGCUAGAGCUGAGUCGCCAGGAGGGGGAGUUCGAGUCCGAGGUGGAGAGGAGGGAGGGCGAGAGCCAGGCCGAUUUUGAGAAGAGGAUCAGGAAGAUUAACCUCCUGAGUUUGGCACAGGAGUUCGCCGAGCUGAAAAAGGUGGACGCGCAGGCGUGUGCUUUUAACUUUCACCGCAACCAGAGCGUGAAGAACUUGCGUCAGAGUCUGAGUCCGGCGGGCUCAAGGGGUCAGUCGAUUGAAAGGUCAAGGAGGACCAACUCGAAAAGUCCGCUGAGAGCAUCGUCGUUGGCGGGCGGAGGAAACAUGCCGGGCAUCAUGGCGACCAGCGGGGGUCAUGACCUCUCGCAGAAAGAUGGCAAAGAUGGCACCUCUUCCGGAGCCGAAAAUAUGACGACGUCAUUGCCGAAGAAUUAUGAAAAGUCGUCGGUUGCUGCGGCGAACCAACGAACAGAAGAUCCUCCCGCCAACGAGGCGAGGAGGGGGGAUUCGAACCUGGACCUCCCAGCAAACAUGCGACCCAACCGGUUUAUGAUGGGUUCUCCUCGCCUGGAGAGGGAUGGAAGUCGGCCCGCCAAUGCUGGCUCACAGGGAAAUAGCAGCGACGCGGAAGGCGACUUUGACGUGUACAACAUCGAGUCCACGCUACCGCACGUCAACUGGGCCACUCUGGAGAAACAGCUGGAGAUAGCGGCCAAGGAGGGACAGAACAGAUUGGAGAGCUGCAAAAAUGAGCGGGAAGAAAUCCGGCGUCGCCUGGCCAUGUCAACAGAGGACGAGACCACGGCAGACGAGCCGGACCCCUCAGAGACUCUCUCCCCGAGGAAGCAGAGACUGCAGGACCGUCUUCAGGCCACCCCCAGCGGCAUGCAGAUCUGCUUCAUGAACGAUGACGUGCUAGAUGACGACGAGGACGAUAACCUGAUCACGGCCAGACUUGACGACCCUGACAACGAGUCGUCGUCCUGCCCGGAGUCCUCCAGUGAGGACAAGAGUGGCUCGCUGACCGAGUGUUGAACGAGGACCUGGUGCACCUACUUAUAGAGCGCGAUGAUCUUCACAUGGAGCAGGACUCGAUGUUGGUUGACAUUGAAGACUUGACGAGCCACUGCCAUGAUCCAAAGACCACCAACAACAACAAGAAUCUCCUCAAUAACAACCGGCCCACCAGCCGCAGAGACCGACGCAAAUAAUGGAGUCUGAAAUAAACUUUUGUUGAAUGAAAGAGGAACGUCUGAUGUAAAACUAGCGUUGAUACAAUUUGUCAAAUGAUCUGACCGAUGUAACCUAUGAUUGAAAAGGGUACCGUCUGGAAGAACUUAUGUUGAAUGAGAAAGGUACAUUUGAUAUAGAACUUAUUGUGUUGAUAUUUGUCAAAUGGUUUGACCGAAGUAACUGAUGAUGAGGGAAAGGAGUACAAUUGUUGUAGAAGUGAUCUUUAUUAAAGAGGUACAUUUCAUGUAAUAAUACAGGCAAUAUUCAUCAGGAUGUUUGAACUGGAAGGACCUGUGUGGAGUGAAAGGGGUACAUUUAAUGUAGAAGUGUCAUUAUGCUGAUAUUUGUCAGGCAAUUUGAGAAAAAUAAUCAGUUAGUGAAAUCGGUACUCUUGAUGUAAUAAUAAGGUCAAUAUUCAACAAAAGAUUUGAAUAGAUCCAAUUGGCAGACAGGAUCUCCAGUGAGAAAGUCUUGAGGAGAAUAAGCCCAGUCAGAGAUGAAAGGAGGCGGUAAUAUACAAUGGAUUGGGCAUACUUUCUGGAAGCCAAGCAGCUGCAUAAUGGAGAAAGCGCUGGAUUUGAAUCCACAGGGUAAGAGAUCAAAGGGAAGGCCAUGUGGAACCUGGAGAACUGUCACAGAGAAAGAUUUACAGAAAGGUGGGAAGACGUGAAAUAACAUCAAGAGGCUAGCCCAGGAUAGGGAACGGUGGAAAGUGGUUUUUUUCAUGGCUUAAAUAUACACUAAUGCAAGGGAAGAAAGGCAGUGAUGAUGUUUAUGAACUUAACA